Oikopleura dioica is the source of this 2046-nucleotide messenger RNA. Lineage: Eukaryota; Metazoa; Chordata; Appendicularia; Copelata; Oikopleuridae. The record is from the annotation of a GenBank genome assembly.
AUGCUCAAUCACGCGUUCAACGGCUACAUGGAAUAUGCGUAUCCAAAGGACGAACUCAUGCCAAUGACAUGCAAGGGCAAGAACACAUGGGGAAAUUUUCGGCUUACUCUUAUCGACAGUCUGGACACGCUGCUUCUCACUGGUGAUUUACGUGGCUUUCGCAAAGUAGAAGAAAUCGUGAAGAGAAUGAAUUUCAAUAUCGACAAGAAUGUGUCUGUUUUUGAAACAAAUAUUCGCAUCGUUGGCGGACUUAUUUCAGCACAUCUUCUGUAUAAGAAGGCGAAGAUGCCAUUGCCAAAUGGCUGGCCUUGUAAAGGACCGCUAUUAGAUCUAGCGCUAGAUGUUGCGGAUCGGCUUUUACCAGCAUUCAACACAACAACUGGGAUGCCAUUUGGUUCUUUGAACUUGAGACAUGGAGUUGCAGCAGACGAGACGCCAAUAACUUGUACAGCUGCUGUAGGAACAUAUAUCGUAGAAUUCGGCACUCUGUCUCGCUUAUCUGGAGACCCAAAGUACGAACAGACGGCGAGGAGAGCUUUAGAAAGCCUCGUCAACUCAAGAUCAGCCAUCGGACUUCUUGGAAAUCAUAUUGACACGCAAACCGGUGUAUGGACUGCUACUGAUGCUGGCAUUGGAGCAGGCGUGGAUUCGAUUUUCGAAUAUCUCGUGAAAGGCUCGAUUCUGUUCAAUGAUCCUUCUUUGCUGGAGAAAUGGCGACUCCUCGAAACACCAAUCGAAACGUAUCUGAACAACGGCGACGACUUCUACAUCUGGGCAAAUAUGAAUUCUGGUGCAACAACGCAAAAAGUCGCUCAAAGUUUAGAUGGAUUUUUUCCCGGCAUGAAGACUCUUCUUGGCGAGGUUGAGCACGCGAUGAAAAUACAUUUGAAUUAUUAUAAUGUGUGGAAGCGGUUCGGUGGUUGGCCCGAGUUUUAUCAUGUCGAUAAGAAGCUUCCAAUCCAGGGCAGAGAAGGUUUUCCUCUUCGGCCUGAGUUUAUUGAAUCAACAUUGUAUCUCUAUCGUGCAACAAAAGAUCCAAUCCUCCUAGAGAUUGGUGAAGAGUUUCUUCACGCUAUCAACAAUACUGCUAGAACUGUAUGUGGAUUUGCCACUGUUGAUAAUGUGCUGACUGGUGCUAGAGCAGACAGGAUGGAGUCAUUUUUUAUUGCUGAGACGCUGAAAUAUUUGUAUUUAUUAUUCGAUGAAGAACACUGGCUUCAUCGAAACGAGCAUUUUGCUGAAAAACUGAGAGUUGAUGGCAAGGGCAUUUGCCUGUUUCAUAAAUCUCCUUGGAUUUUCAACACGGAAGCUCAUCCAAUCGAUCCAAGCGCUCUCGAAUGCUGCCAUGAAAGUAUUGAAGACGAGGAACUCGAGCAGUGGGUAGACGACCUCGACCUCAACGACCUUAUAGACUAUAAAACUUCUUCCAUGACUGACAGAUCCCAAUCAAAAUAUGUAGAUUCUGACGGUCAAUUCAAGUGCCAAAAAAUUCCCUUCUAUUUGAAACUAUCAGCUUGGGAAGGAGAAUAUAUGUCAGAUAAAGCGCAGUUGCCUGAAUUAACACCGACAAAUAGCUCUGAAUCGAAUGAUGAAGAAACUGAGCAAAACCCAGCAGCUAUAAGGAGGCUACAGCAAGAAGCAGCGGCAUUAAAUGGUGGCGGAAAUCCUUCAGAACGAAAGCUUUAUGCUCUUCUUGGACAAGAAAUGAAAAUUCUUAUUUCUGAUAAUCGUGUUCUUCUCGGACAAUUUGCAUGUACCGACAAAGACUUGAACAUAAUUCUACAGCACACAACAGAGUACCUCACAGAAGAAGAACUGAAAAAGGAAGAUGCAGGUCGAAAAGUUGGAAUCGUGAUGGUUAAAAAAGAGCACAUUAAAUCACUUCAAGUCAAGCAAUCUUCUUUGGAAAGGAUAAAAGAAUGGCAAACCGAGCAGCCUUCGCUUGACCUUUCUAUCACUGGAACCUCCGUUACUGCCGAGCAAGUCAGCCAGCUGGAAGCAGCCUAUGAGAACAAACUGAACAUAAAUCUUGUAGAUGAGAACUGA